CAACGAGCGUCCACAUUACUGUGCAGCUAGCAGACCUGUGACAUGUCCGGAUUCGAUCGAGGCAGAAUCCAUGUGGUGCCGGUUCUACCACCUGCGGCCCAGACUACGGACGGCGUCGGCAUCGACGGUCAAAAUGUCUUACGGCCUAGCGAGACCAUCAAGCAGUUCAUGGACUUUGUGCUCGGCUUCCGUGUCGGCGAAGGCUGGCUUUACAGAGAUCGACUGCGAGCGAAUCUCCUGACGAAGCAGUAUAUGCUUGAGAUCAACGUCGAAGAUCUCAUCUCGUACAACGAGGAGCUUGCCAACCGUCUGAGAGAGACGCCAGGCGAGAUCCUGCCGCUUUUCGAGGAGGCUCUUCGACGUACCGCACGGCAACUUUGGGCUCCCUUGACGCGCGGCACCGCUGGUGCUCUCCUGGACGAUGCUGCACUCGAUCAGACGCUCGACGUGCAGGGCGGCUUUACCGGCGACGAGCAAGCUGCCCCGCCGGUAGGCAACAACAUUUUAGGCGGCAUAAGUAAAGACGCCGAAACGCCUGCCAUCCAAGUCACUCUGAGGUCGCAGGCCAAUCUGACGCGCUUCAGAGAUCUACAUGCGACGUCCAUCUCUCGGUUGGUCAGAAUCCCAGGCAUCGUCGUCUCUGCUUCGACUUUGGCUUCACGUGCCGAGCGAUUGUCGCUCAUGUGCAAAGGCUGCCGUCACACACACUCAGUGGCCGUGCAAGGUGGCUUCGCUGGCUUCACGCUGCCACGCAGAUGUGCUGCCAUACCCAUGGAAGGCGAAACGAAAGACUGUCCGCUCGACCCUUACGUGAUUGUGCACGAAAAGUGCGCCUUUGUCGACCAGCAAACCAUCAAAUUACAGGAGGCGCCCGACAUGGUACCUGUCGGAGAGCUGCCGCGCCAUCUUCAGAUGACCGCUGAUCGAUAUCUCACCGGCAAAGUCAUUCCUGGCUCUCGCAUCAUUGCUACGGGUGUUUAUUCGACCUUUCAGUCAGCGAAAUCGUCAAAAGCUGCAGGCGCAAUCGCUCUUCGCACGCCAUAUCUACGCAUAGUGGGCCUUGAGAUCGACGCUGACGGUGAAAACGCUGGCUCUCGCAAGACCUUCACGCCUGAGGAGGAGGAAGAAUUCGGUUCUAUGUCGCGACAAGAUGGGUUUUACGAGCGCUUUGCGAGUUCAAUUGCGCCAUCCAUCUAUGGCCAUCUCGACAUCAAAAAGGCCGUACUGUGUCUCCUCAUGGGCGGCAGCAAGAAAAUAUUGCCAGAUGGCAUGCGCUUGCGUGGUGAUAUCAACGUUCUGCUGCUCGGUGACCCCGGUACAGCCAAAUCGCAAUUGCUCAAAUUUGUCGAAAAAGCAUCGCCCAUUUCGGUCUAUACAUCUGGCAAAGGAAGCAGUGCAGCUGGUCUCACCGCAUCUGUUCAGCGAGAUCCCCUGACACGUGAGUUCUUCCUGGAAGGCGGCGCGAUGGUCCUGGCAGACGGCGGAGUCGUCUGCAUUGACGAAUUUGACAAGAUGCGCGACGAAGAUCGGGUUGCGAUUCACGAAGCAAUGGAGCAGCAGACGAUCUCUAUCGCAAAGGCAGGCAUCACAACGAUCCUCAAUUCGCGCACAAGUGUCCUUGCAGCCGCCAAUCCCGUCUUCGGCCGCUAUGAUGACAUGAAGUCGCCUGGAGAGAACAUCGACUUCCAAACUACAAUUCUUUCGCGCUUCGACAUGAUCUUCAUUGUCAAGGACGAGCACAGCGAGGCUCGCGACCGCACUAUCGCCAAGCAUGUCAUGGCACUGCACAUCACCGGCAACGUCCCCGACCAGGCCAUCGGCGAGAUUGACAUUGACAAGAUGAAGCGAUACGUUUCGUAUUGCAAAUCUCGUUGUGCACCGCGAUUGUCAGCAGAAGCAGCCGAGAAGCUGAGUAGCCACUUCGUCGGGCUACGCAAACAGGUCCAGCAAGUCGAACGCGACAACAACGAGCGCUCGUCGAUCCCAAUCACCGUCCGACAGCUCGAAGCGAUCAUCCGCAUUUCCGAAUCGCUCGCAAAGCUAGCGCUCUCGCCUCAGGUCGGCGAACAUCAUGUCGACGAAGCAAUGCGCUUGUUUAAGUACUCGACGAUGGAUGCCGUUCAGGCAGGCAGCAUCGAAGGCAUGACGCGCGGCGAGCUGAUGGAAGAGAUCACAAAGAUCGAAGGCGACAUCAGAAGACGACUGCCAAUCGGCUGGAGCACCUCAUACGCUAGCUUGGUACGCGAAUUCGUGCAGCAGCAAAGCUAUACGCAGCACGCGCUCGAAAGGACACUUUACAUCCUCGAAAAGCGCGAGGUCAUCCGCUUCUCUGGGCAGAAGAAGACUGUACAUCGCAUUGGCGCAUAGCCGAUUUGCGUGAGCUCGAGGGUGUAGAUUGCCAUGUAUUGCAUUGUAAUUGAUGCUGGGCUGCUCAUGAGGCAUCCGCAAGUUUAUCGCAG
This is a messenger RNA of Mixia osmundae IAM 14324, 2459 nucleotides long. RefSeq lists its product as uncharacterized. Gene Ontology annotation, biological process: double-strand break repair via break-induced replication; DNA replication initiation; DNA replication. Gene Ontology annotation, molecular function: ATP binding; DNA replication origin binding; single-stranded DNA helicase activity. The coding region runs from base 43 to 2367 and encodes 774 amino acids. The record is from RefSeq and is a predicted model, not a curated record. Gene Ontology annotation, cellular component: nucleus; MCM complex. NCBI's taxonomy places the organism in Eukaryota, Fungi, Basidiomycota, Mixiomycetes, Mixiales, Mixiaceae. The transcript is spliced from 11 exons.